Andrographis paniculata is the source of this 983-nucleotide messenger RNA. Its product is annotated as secoisolariciresinol dehydrogenase-like. The transcript has 2 exons. Gene Ontology annotation, molecular function: oxidoreductase activity. Bases 113 to 946 code for a protein of 277 amino acids. Lineage: Eukaryota; Viridiplantae; Streptophyta; Magnoliopsida; Lamiales; Acanthaceae. The record is from RefSeq and is a predicted model, not a curated record.
AAAAGCCCCCCACUGUGUGUGUGUUGAAAAGCUUUUAAAAAGGCAGAAAGACGAAGAUGAAGAAGAUCUGAAAAAUAGAUAGAUCGAGUUGCUUGCUUGAACAGCUAAUUCCAUGGCAGCUGCUGCGUCUUCACUUGCUUCUGCACUUAAAAGACUCGAAGGAAAAGUAGCUCUUAUAACCGGAGGAGCCAGCGGGAUAGGAGAAUCAUCAGCCAAGCUCUUCGCCAAACACGGCGCUAAGGUCGUAAUAGCAGACGUCCAAGACGAUCGCGCCAAUUCAGUCGUUGCCGCCAUAGGCCACUCCGACUCGACAUUCAUCCAUUGCGACGUAUCCAACGAGGACCACAUCAAAAAUGCCGUGGACACAACAGUUUCCAAAUACGGAAAGCUAGACAUAAUGUUCAACAAUGCCUUCGCCGUCGAUCCCCUCAAGCCCCGCAUCUUCGACAUCGACAAAUCCGACGUCGAGCGCGUCUUGAGCGUCAACGUCAUGGGUGUCUUUCUAGGAAUGAAGCACGCAGCCCGCGUGAUGGUCCCAAUGCGGAGUGGUUCCAUCAUCACUACUACGAGCGCCGCAACACGUGUGGCGGCUGCUGCAACGCAUGCAUACACGUGCUCAAAGUACGCGGCAUUGGGGCUUACCAAAAAUGUGGCGGCCGAACUUGGGAAAUUCGGGAUUAGGGCGAAUUGCAUAUCGCCGUACGGCGUUGCCACGCCGUCGGUGAUCAAAUUUAUGGGACUUGAUAGUAGAGAAGCUGUGGAGGAGUAUUUUAGCUCUAUAGCUAAUUUGAAAGGGGUGGUUUUGACCGAGGAAGAUGUUGCCAAAGCCGCGCUAUUUUUGGCGAGCGAGGAAGCUAAGUAUAUAAGCGGGGAAAAUUUAAUUAUUGAUGGGGGUUUUAGUAAUUGCAAUGCUGCAAUGGAUAUAUUCCAAAAUGGAGAGUCUUGAUUCUUGUGUUUUUUUUUUUUUUUUUUUUUUUUUUAAA